AUUCAUUUGCUAAAAAAAAAGGUUAAUUAAGAGAAGAGAUGGAGGGAUCAGUUUCUGGACUCUGGAAAUACCUGGUUGGGCUACUCAUCUACAACUAUGUCUCCAUGGAAGAGAAGCUUUCAUUGAUCUUUGUUGAUCUCAACGAACAUGCUCACUGGUUCUAUGAGAUGCUACUGAAAUUCAGCACCGGGGAAAUGAGUUACGCGCUGAUGGAUAAACUCUCCAUGGAAGCCAUUUACGCAAAAAUCCAGCUCUUCGACUUAACCGACGACGACGAUGAUGAUCUUUUCGCCGACACAGAUGAAAUUGUGGACCUUAUCAACAGCAUGUCCGACCUCGAAAUAGUUGACCUUUGGGGAAAAUUGAUCAAUAUGAGAUGGGAGCCGGAGUUGCGGGAAUACGAUGAAACAUCUGAUGAGGAAUAUUCCUCAUACGACGACGAAUUCCCGGAAUAUCGGUUGGACUUGGGUUUCCUGUCUGAAGAUCAAUAUUUCACCGAGGAGUCUGAUUCCUGGUUUGAUUCGGACUGUUCAGAUGAGUUUUCGGAGGAUGAGUUCGGGUUUUAAUCAAUGUUUUCAGCAGAUUUCAAUGAGAAGGAAGGCG
Messenger RNA from Oldenlandia corymbosa var. corymbosa, 603 nucleotides. The record is from the annotation of a GenBank genome assembly. Lineage: Eukaryota; Viridiplantae; Streptophyta; Magnoliopsida; Gentianales; Rubiaceae.